CCAGGGAAUGAYACUCAACAUUUAGAAUUCCUUCUUCUCGGACUUGCAGAGGAUCCAGAACUCCUGCUCCUUCUCUUUAGCCUUUUCCUGUCCAUGUACCUGUUCACUGUGCUGGGGAACCUGCUCAUCAUCCUGGCCACUAUCUCAGACUCCCACCUGCACACACCCAUGUACUUCUUCCUCUCCAACCUGUCCUUUGUAGACAUCUGCUUCACCUCCAACACUGUCCCAAAGAUGCUGAUGAACAUCCAGACACAGAGCAAGGCCAUUACCUAUGCAGGCUGCAUCACCCAGAUUCACUUUUUUGUACUCUUUGCUGGGUUGGAUGACUUACUUUUGACUGUGAUGGCCUACGACCCGUAUAUGGCCAUCUGUCACCCCCUGCACUACAUGGUCAUCAUGAACUACAGGCUCUGUGGAUUGCUAGUUCUUGUUUCCUGGGUUGUGAGUGUCCUACAUGCAUUGUUACAUAGCUUAAUGAUAUUGGGGCUGUCCUUUUGCACAGACUUGGAAAUAAUCCCCUACUUUUUCUGUGAACUUAACCAGGUGAUUCAGCGUGCCUGCUCUGACACCUAUCUCAAUGAGGUGGUGAUAUAUGUUGCCUCUUUCGUGCUGGCUGUUGGACCCCUCAUUGGCAUCCUUUACUCUUACUUCAAAAUAGUAUCCUCCAUCCGUGCAUUUUUAUCAGCUCAGGGCAAGUACAAAGCCUUCUCCACCUGUGCAUCUCACCUCUCUGUGGUCUCCUUAUUUUAUGGCACUAGCCUAGGUGUGUACCUCAGCUCUGCUGUUGCUCAAAACUCACACUCUACUGCAACAGCCUCAGUGAUGUACAAUGUGAUCACCCCCAUGCUGAACCCCUUCAUCUACAGUCUGAGGAACAAGGACAUUAAGAGUGCUCUGAGAAAAUUUUGUGACACAGGAAGAUAA
Urocitellus parryii (Arctic ground squirrel) is the source of this 927-nucleotide messenger RNA. NCBI's taxonomy places the organism in Eukaryota, Metazoa, Chordata, Mammalia, Rodentia, Sciuridae. The record is from RefSeq and is a predicted model, not a curated record.